AUGGAUUCGGCGACCACGGCCUCGGGAUCCUUUCGCUUCAUGGACCUGCCGCUAGAAGUCAGAAUGGGGGUCUACGACUAUUUCGUCGCAGCGCCGAAAGAUGCCGCCGGCUCCGAUGAAGGCUUCUCAGCCAUCACUGAGGCUGGAAAGGAGAGUCACCGCUGUUUCCCUCUCCAGCGGAGAGUCGAUGCUGGUUUUGUUGAAGAACUCACAAUCAUCCUCAAGACCCGGAGAUCGUUGCUGAGUGUGUCUCACCAAAUCAACGCCGAAUGGUCGCCCGUCUUCUUUCGUACUACCACCAUCAUCGUCCAUGGACCCAUAUUAGAGUACCUGCAUGACGGUGGCGUUGGCACUACCACUGGAAGGGCCCUUGGUUUCGAAAAGUUCUUCCUCAGAUCGGCCAGUGCAAGCACACUCGGCAACAUCCGAAGACUUUGCUAUGAUGCCUCAAUCCACGGUCCGUUCGAGUCAGUCAGCUAUAGCAAGGCCACCACUGUCAAUUUCCCAAAUCUUCGACAAUUUGCACGCAUCCUCGAUCGUUACCGAACAGACUUGUCGUCGCUGCAAGAGGUCGAGCUAUAUGCAAGGUGGCAGAUUUGGCAUGGUAGGAACAGGUGGCCAGGCUGGUGGGUUCAAUCAAGCAACGCCGCAGCAAGUGUGUGGACAGCCGCAAGUGAUGGUGGCCUAUGGGAGGAGAUCGAACACCUGCUCGUGCGAAGAAAUCGCCGCGCGGCUUUGAGGGGCUGA
Cladophialophora yegresii CBS 114405 is the source of this 747-nucleotide messenger RNA. RefSeq lists its product as uncharacterized. The record is from RefSeq and is a predicted model, not a curated record. NCBI's taxonomy places the organism in Eukaryota, Fungi, Ascomycota, Eurotiomycetes, Chaetothyriales, Herpotrichiellaceae. The coding region runs from base 1 to 747 and encodes 248 amino acids. The transcript has a single exon.